AUGGAUCCUCCUUCACCCCAAGCACUCAUUUCUGCCAUGGAACAAUUGUACAGUUUAGGAGCACUGGACGAGGAGGGGCUGCUCACCAAAUUGGGUAGGAAAAUGGCUGAGUUUCCUCUGGAUCCACCCUUGUCUAAGAUGCUACUGGCCAGUGUGGACCUUGGAUGCAGUGAUGAGAUCUUGACCAUCAUUGCAAUGAUUCAGACUGGUAAUAUUUUUUACAGGCCUAGGGAAAAACAAGCCCAGGCAGAUCAGAAGAGAGCCAAGUUUUUCCAGCCAGAGGGAGAUCAUCUGACUUUACUUGCAGUCUAUGAGGCAUGGAAAGCUAAGAAUUUUUCAGGGCCAUGGUGUUUUGAGAACUUUGUUCAAUCUCGAUCCUUGAGGAGGGCACAGGAUGUCAGAAAACAGCUUCUCAGCAUCAUGGACAAAUAUAAACUAGAUGUUGUCAGUGCUGGAAAGAAUUUUACAAAGAUCAGGAAGGCAAUUACGGCAGGGUUUUUCUUCCACGGUGCUAGAAAGGACCCGCAGGAGGGUUAUAGAUACCAUGAACCUAACUCUUGGUGUCUUAGUAAGAGACGUGCUUGA
Prunus armeniaca (apricot) is the source of this 585-nucleotide messenger RNA. NCBI's taxonomy places the organism in Eukaryota, Viridiplantae, Streptophyta, Magnoliopsida, Rosales, Rosaceae. The record is from the annotation of a GenBank genome assembly.